This is a messenger RNA of Ceratitis capitata (Mediterranean fruit fly), 1638 nucleotides long. RefSeq names its product monocarboxylate transporter 9. The record is from RefSeq and is a predicted model, not a curated record. The transcript has 5 exons. The coding region runs from base 15 to 1619 and encodes 534 amino acids. Gene Ontology annotation, biological process: monocarboxylic acid transport; transmembrane transport. Lineage: Eukaryota; Metazoa; Arthropoda; Insecta; Diptera; Tephritidae. Gene Ontology annotation, molecular function: monocarboxylic acid transmembrane transporter activity.
UAAGAGGUUGUACAAUGAAGACACAAGUCCAACUAGAGGCACCCGACGGAGGAUGGGGUGUUUUCGUAUGCAUCGGCAUGGCGCUGCCAUUUAUCAGUGGCUUGGCUUCGUUACCAUCUUUUGGAUUGAUAUUUAGUGAUUUCCUCAAAAAUAUCGGCGCCGAAACAAGCGCAGUAGCUGUCAUAACCAGCGCCUUCUUUUGCGCAUUUAGCUUUGCCGGCCUCUUCUCUGGGUCGUUGUUCAAUUGGUUUGGUCUUCGGGCGAUUGGUCUGCUCGGCGGAUUUCUAUACUUUUUCGGAUCGAUACUGCAAAUAUUUGUACGUUCUACCUGGGAACUACUCUUCGCAUUUAGUAUUAUUCAAGGCUGUGGCUUCGGGUUGAUCGUGCCCACUUCUUAUACGACUUUCAAUAAUUAUUUUGUUAAGAAGCGUGUUAUGUGGAUGAGUUUCGCGCAGUCUCUGAUCGGCUUGGGGACUAUGUUCUACCCAGUAGGCAUGCAAAUGCUAAUGGAGCUGUACGGUUUCCGCGGUUGUCUGCUGGUAUUGGCCGCGAUUAACUCUCAUGCGAUACUGGGCAUGCUAUUGAUGCAGCCAGUGGAGUGGCAUAUGCGUAAGACGAGUGCGCAAACGGAUCCGGGAAUGCAGGCGACAACAAAAACUGGAUAUAAAAACAUAAAUAAACUUGAAGUUCAAAAUACAGAAUUAACUGUUAUCAAAAGUAUAAACAACAAUGAACUGAAUACGAAACAUGCUGAGGGAAGAGAAGCACAGCCACUAAACCAAAAUUACCUCUCACCGCUGAUGAGCAACAAAAAUUUUUGUUCGGCUACAUCAAGAAUGGAUUUAAACAAUCUCAACAGUCGUUCAUCUAGCAUUACAAAUCUUGGCAAUUGGACCGGACCGAUAGUUGUGCUUGACGCUUCACCGGAAAUGACGAGAGUUCACUCAACACUAGAAGUCAACAGGGAAGUAGGUGGUCUGAGAGGUCGAACUGGCUUUUGGCAAACUCUAGUGGAGUUCUUGGACUUGAAGCUGCUAAAGAAACCCGUGUAUGUUAAUAUCGUACUUGGCAUAUCUUUUGCGCUCUACUCCGAUAUUGCAUUCUUCACAUUGCAGCCGCUUUAUCUCUUCGAAUUGGGCUUUACGAAGGCGGACACUGCCAGUAUAAUAGCCAUCGGGGCUGCUGCUGAUUUAGCUUCUCGUAUAUUUUUAGCAUUUUCUGCUGUAUUCAUUCAAACACCGUCCCGCUAUAUAUAUUUAGCUGGCUCUUUCUUCACACUCAUCGCGCGCUUUGCUUUUUUGAAUGUUUACAACUUCAGAGACAUGGCUUUCACCACGGCCGCAAUGGGAUUCCUGCGUACAUGGAUCCAUGUCCCACUGCCGCUCGUCUUCGCAGAAUACUUGCCAAAGCAGAGAUUCGCCACUGGAUAUGGUCUAUUCAUGUUUCUGCAAGGCAAUAUAAUGUUUGCCAUUGGUCCCGUGGUUGGUUUGCUGCGCGAUCUAACACAAGAUUACAUUUUUACAUUCCACUGUUUGAACUUUUUUAUGGCGCUUUGUGCAGUGCCCUGGCUUAUAGAGAUUAUGUGUAUGAAAUGUAUGCGGAAAAAUUCUUUCUUCUGAUGAUGGAAAAUAAAGAGUU